AUGUUGGCGGACAAUCUGAAUCCUUUGCUUGCUGGUCAAGACGCCAUUCCUGCACAACUAGCCUCCUCCGAUUCUUGUAAAGGCGUUGUUUCCACUGAUCCAGUUGAAAGGGGACAGAAUGAGGCCUUUGCAUUCCCUCCAGAAAUGACCAGCAACAGACCCACUUGGAACCGAAAUUUGUCAUCAGAUCCUACGAAUCCAGCCGCCUCUUUAAGUGAAUUAGACACUGAACGAGUGGCUGUUGUAAAGACCUUCGCUCAGAUGUCUACAAAGGCUUAA
Messenger RNA from Protopolystoma xenopodis, 279 nucleotides. The record is from the annotation of a GenBank genome assembly. NCBI's taxonomy places the organism in Eukaryota, Metazoa, Platyhelminthes, Monogenea, Polystomatidea, Polystomatidae.